CUGCAAGAUAAUCGACUUAGCGACUUUGAUGAGAAUAGUCGACUUCGACUUUUUGAACAAUGUUGAUGGUUCGAAAUUCGUGUUUUAGAACCCUACUCACUAUUUACUUUUGUUAAUUAAUGAAUUACUUUCAUUUCCGUCGUGGGUAUCUUCACAGACGUGCUGUUUUAUUAUUACAUAUAUAUCAAGAAAUAAUAACAUAUAAAAAUUAUACAAUGGAAGAAUAUGCUAGAGAACCAUGUCCAUUUCGUAUAGUUGAUGAUUGUGGCGGUGCUUUUGCAAUGGGUUGUAUUGGAGGGGGAAUAUUUCAAGCUAUUAAGGGUUUUAGGAAUGCUCCUUCUGGAAUGAAUAAAAGAUUGAUUGGAAGUUUGACAGCUAUUAAAAUAAGAUCUCCUGUAAUUGCUGGCAAUUUCGCUGUAUGGGGUGGCAUGUUUAGUACCAUUGACUGUACACUUGUACAUUUUCGUAAAAAGGAAGAUCCGUGGAAUUCAAUUAUAAGUGGGUUUGCGACAGGCGGUAUUCUUGCAGCAAGAAAUGGUAUUCCCGCUAUGGCUGGAAGUGCUAUUAUUGGCGGCGUUUUAUUGGCUUUGAUUGAAGGAGUUGGAAUUUUAUUUACGAGACUUUCUUCGGAACAAUUUCGCAAUCCUUUGCCCCCAAAUGAAGAUCCAAGUGUCUUAGAUGAAACCUCAAAAUUUGGAUUUGGCACAACAUCUAAACAUGAACAGUAUCAAUAAAAUGUUAUUUUUAGAUUAAUUUAUAUUGUUAAUAAAUCACAUAAUGCUGUGUCUAUAACCGCAA
Messenger RNA from Lucilia sericata (common green bottle fly), 798 nucleotides. Its product is annotated as mitochondrial import inner membrane translocase subunit Tim17-A. Gene Ontology annotation, cellular component: mitochondrial inner membrane; TIM23 mitochondrial import inner membrane translocase complex. Gene Ontology annotation, biological process: protein import into mitochondrial matrix. Bases 120 to 734 code for a protein of 204 amino acids. Gene Ontology annotation, molecular function: transmembrane protein transporter activity. The transcript has 4 exons. Lineage: Eukaryota; Metazoa; Arthropoda; Insecta; Diptera; Calliphoridae. The record is from RefSeq and is a predicted model, not a curated record.